Juglans regia (Persian walnut) is the source of this 1448-nucleotide messenger RNA. RefSeq names its product SNF1-related protein kinase regulatory subunit gamma-like PV42a. The transcript is spliced from 3 exons. NCBI's taxonomy places the organism in Eukaryota, Viridiplantae, Streptophyta, Magnoliopsida, Fagales, Juglandaceae. The record is from RefSeq and is a predicted model, not a curated record. Bases 19 to 1176 code for a protein of 385 amino acids.
ACGCUAGCUCUCGAUUUUAUGUCUAAGCAACGGUGGCAAACUAUGCAGCAAACGAAGGAGCACGACAGCACGACAAAGCAAGGCACUGAAAAUCAACGGGUAAGAGACAAGCAUGUGAGGGAUCUGAUGGUGGGCAAGAGGAGACUAGUGGAGGUGCCCUACACGGCCUCGCUUGCCCACACGAUGAACGCGCUGGUGGCUAACAAGGUCGUUGCAGUGCCGGUGGCUGCGCCGCCAGGUCACUGGAUUGGAGCCGGCGGGUCUAUGAUUAUGGAGUCCGAUAAGCAGACGGGGGCUGUACGGAAGCAUUAUAUAGGGAUGGUCACCAUGCUAGAUAUCCUGUCCUAUAUCGCUGGAGAUGAUGAUCAUGAUCAGAUGAACGGCACCGGCGAUGUGUCUGAUAUUGAUGUGAAGAUGGCGGUCCCAGUUUCAUCCAUCAUAGGGCACUGCCUUGAAGGUCUUAGUCUAUGGACCUUAAACCAUAAUACUAGUUUGUUAGAUUGUAUGGAACUGUUUAGCAAAGGAAUCCACCGGGCUUUGGUACCACUGGACAGCCACAUGGAAAACAUAUCGGGAGUGGAACUUGUCGAGUCUGCAUCGAGCUAUCGAAUGCUUACACAAAUGGACUUGUUAAUGUUCUUGAAGGAACAUGCAUCUGACAUACAAGGUAUCAUUUCGCGCACAGUGAGAGAAUCGGGAGCGGUUACUGCGAAUGUUUUUGCCAUCACUGAGCGCACAACAGUCAUUGAAGCCAUCAAGUGCAUGAGGGCUGCUAUGCUUAAUGCUGUUCCUAUAAUCAGAGCCUCCACUGAUGCUCAUGAAGAUCAUAGUCAGCUUAAAAAUGGCAGGGGUAGGAAACUAGUAGGUACAUUUUCCGCAACAGAUUUGAGGGGUUGCCAUCUCGCCACGCUGCAAUCAUGGUUGCCUUUGAGCGCACUAGACUUUACCGAGAGCGUCUCAAAAAGCCCUUUAUAUGAAGCUUCGGAUUCACCAAGGGAGCUUGUUACUUGCGUAGCCGAAUCAUCCCUCGCAGAGGUGAUUGACAAAGCAGUGACCAAACAUGUGCACCGAGUUUGGGUCGUGGACCAACAGGGUUUACUUGUUGGACUUGUUUCACUCACAGACAUGAUUAGAGUGCUAAUGCUUGCUCUGCUCUCACAUUCCCAGGCGAUGUGAGAGGCUUUCGUGGUUUCUAUUUUGGACUCUUCAUGUUAAGUUAUUGUUAACUACCUUUGGCAAGCUGGAUGUUGCACUCUCACGUCGAUUAGUGUGAAAAUCAGGGACCCAGAAUCUUGAGAGUUGUGCCAACUCGACAAAUUGGCAGUGAUGACAGCAUUAUAUUUGUUUUCUAGCUAACCAAACAAGUUUUUUCUGUUUUUCAGUGUAAUGUUAUGUUCGAAAACUUAUUUAUAGACGAAUCCAUUAUGACAUGUAUGUGUGUGGUAAGA